This is a messenger RNA of Lepisosteus oculatus (spotted gar), 4600 nucleotides long. The record is from RefSeq and is a predicted model, not a curated record. Lineage: Eukaryota; Metazoa; Chordata; Actinopteri; Semionotiformes; Lepisosteidae.
CUUUCUUUCCCAUCAGCCUCUCAGGGCCUCUGCCCAGUGACACCCCCUUACAUUUACUUCUUGUCAGUUCUGUAUUCAACAAUAUCAUGCUGAAUCUGCGUUCGAAGCUCACUGCCCUCGUCACUGACAUUGCAAGGCUUUGGUUGAUUAAACAGGCUCACCCUUCUCACUGAAAUGGUGUUAGGAGAUGGCAAUAUAUGUCUGAAAUGUUCUCCAGGGUUGACUGCCCACUCUGCCUGGAUUCUUUUCCUCUCAUCUUAGCUCCAGUGAUACUUUGAAGGUGCCGAUGCAAGAAUUCUUCAUGCUUCCCUGUGGCAGGACUGAUUCAGGAUUGUGCUGUUCUGGAUCAAAUUCCUGUCUGCUCUGCCCAGGCCUUUCUUCCUCAAGAGGGGAAGCAGCUUUUGAAGCAAUGGACCCUGAGAUGCAAAGGAUCAAGCUGGGAAAACCAGUGUCACCAGAGCCCAGAAGUGUGUCAAUGAGCAGUGAUCAUUCAAUGGAAAGACCAAUAACAUUUAGAAAUGAAGACUCUGACCCUAGCUGUACAGAGACAGGAAAUGUGGCCUGUUAUUUCUGCAAAAUGGAGAAAACUGCUUUGAACAAUUAUAUGGUACAUGUCCAUCAACUCCAUGCAGUGGCACCCUUGCAGAGAACCAGACAGGUGGAGAUUACUGAAAACCAGGAGCUUAGACUAUGUCAGCAGCACCACAGAACUCUGAUACUAUUCUUCAAGUCUAACCAGACUCUCGCCUGCAACCUAUCUUCAGAGCAAAAGCACAGGGGCCAUGAUAUAAACUUUUUAAAGACUGAACAUGGAUCGACACAGGAAAUGAAGAGAGCUGUGACUGAACAUAAAGGCAAAACUGAAGAUUUCUGUACAGGAGAAUUCCAGGAGAUGGGCAGCCAAGGGUGGCUGAACACACUGAGAAGAAAACACAAGGCAAAUCUAAGGAGGAAAUUUGAAUAUUUGUUUGAAGAAGUUGCUAAACCAGGAAAGCAUACUCUCCUAAGUGAUGGUUUCACACAUGUUAAGGUGUCUCAGGGCAUUUCUGCUGAGGUGAAUUAUGGACAUGAGAUCAGUCAGUUAGAGACCAUCUUCAAAAGCCCAAAGUCUCAAAUCCAAUCCAUCAGGUACAAUGAUAUUUUCAAGCCACUGGAGAAGGAAACCAAACCCAUCAGGACUGUACUGACAAAGGGAAUCGCCGGUAUUGGUAAAACAUUCUCAGUGCAAAGAUUCAUUGUUGACUGGGCUUCUCAAAAUGAGAAUCAGGACUUUGAUUUAAUAUUUUUACUUCCAUUCAUUGAAUUAAACUUGAUCAAAGCAGAAAUAAGUUUGUUGGGACUGCUUCAAUGUUUCUAUCCAGAGAUAAAAUCAUAUGAUAAUAUUUUGAUUUGUUGCAAAAUAUUGUUCAUCUUUGAUGGAUUGGACGAAAGCAGGUUUGCUUUGAACUUUGAAACAAACCAGAGGUUGUCUGAUGUGAAAAAGGAAGCAUCAGUGGACGUCCUGCUAACAAAUCUCAUACAGGGAAACUUUAAUGUUUAUGCCUUUAUCUGGAUAACUUCCAGACCAGCUACAGCAGGUUUAAUCCCUCUAGAGCACAUCAGCAGGGUGACAGAGGUCCAAGGAUUUGAAGAUCAACAGAAGGAAGAGUUCAUCAGAAAGAAAUGUAAAGAAAAAGUUAUUGCAGAGAAAAUUAUUUCACAUAUACAGAAACUCAGGAGUCUUUACAUUAUGUGUUAUGUCCCCGUUAUUUGUAGGAUUGUGGUUAGUGUUCUGGAGCACACAUUGAAAGAGAACAAUGAGGACAACAUGAAAAGUUUGACAGAUUUAUAUACAAACUUUCUUGUUGUUGCACUGACAGCAAAGAAAGAUAAAAAAAAUCAAGUUGAACACAUCUUGAGAUCAAAUCAAGAAGUACUUAUGAAGCUGGGAAAGCUAGCAUUUGAAAACCUGGAGAAAAGCAACAUGGUAUUCUAUGACAAAGAUCUGACAGAAUAUGGCAUUGAUCUCAACAACUCUUCACUUUCUUCAGGGCUGUGCAAGGAAAUAUUCAAACAAAAAUCGGUUUUGUUUCAGGAAAAGGUAUACUGCUUUUUACAUCUGACAGUCCAGGAAUAUUUUGCUGCUCUUUAUGUUUUUGGAUCCUUUCAAAAUAGCAAUAUUAACCUACUGAAGAAGACAUUUUGGAUUUUUUUUAAUUUUGGAACAACAUCCUUAUUCAGUCUGAACGAAGCAGCACUGCAAAGGGCCACUUUGAGCAGAAAUGGUCACCUUGACCUUUUUGUCCAAUUCCUCUUGGGAAUGGGAACCAAGAACAACCAGAAUAUUUUGAAAGGAUUCCUGUCAAAUACAGAAGAUCACUCCAACGACAUUCACAAAACAGCAGGAUACAUCAAGAAGCUCAUUAGAGAAAGUUUAUCUUGUGAAAAGUACAGGAACCUUUUCCAUUGUCUAAGUGAACUGAAAGAAGACUCAUUGAUGGAUGAGUUCAAUGUUACUCUGGUUAAAGGAAAACUUAGAGGACAAACACUCACACCUUCCCAGUGUUCAGCACUCACCUAUUACUCAUUGCUUUCUGAGAACGUGAUUGAUGACUUUGACAUGAGCCAGUAUGCUACAUCAGAGGAGUGCAUACAGAGAUUGUUACCGGUGGCAAACAUAUCAAAAACUCUAAGGAUGGAGAAUUUUACAUUAACGCAGAAAUGUUGUGACAAUCUGGCCUCUGCUCUUCAGUCACAACACUCCAAUUUGAGAAAAUUGUGUCUGCGUGACAACACAAUGGGUCAUUCAGAAGUGAAACUGCUGUGUGCAGCUCUGAGGAGUCCCCACUGUAAAUUAGAAACACUUAGGAUGUCAUGGUCUGGCCUAACAGAUAGAUGUUGUGAAGACCUGGCUUCUGUUCUUCAGUCACAAUACUCCAGUCUUAGAGAGCUCGAUCUGCCUCACAAUGAUCUAAAUGAUUUUGGAGUGAAACUGUUGUCUGCAGCUCUGUGUCAUCAAAACUGCAAAUUAGAAACACUGAGUAUGAAGGACUGUGGGCUAACAAAGAGAUGCAGUAUAUAUCUAAACUCUGCUCUUCUGUCACAACACUUCAAUCUGAGACAUCUGAAUCUGAGUUACAAUAACCUGUGGGAUUCAGGAGUUAAACUUUUGUCUGCAGCCCUGAUGGAUCCCAAGUGUAAAUUAGAAUCACUGAGGGUGUCAUGGUGUGUACUAACAGACAGAUGUUGUAUAUAUCUGGCUUCUGCUCUUCAGUCACAACACUCCUGUCUGAGGGAGCUAGAUCUGAGUUUCAAUAACUUGGGAGACUCAGGAGUGAAACUGCUGUCUACAGCUCUUAAAAAUCACAACUGUAAAUUACAUACAUUGUGGAUGCAUAAGUGUGGACUUACAAAGAGAUGCUGCAAAUAUCUUUCAUCGGCUCUUCAGUCUCAACACUGCAGUCUAAGACAACUGAAUCUGAGUUACAAUAAACUGGUAGAUACAGGAGUGAAACUGUUGUCUUCAGCCCUGAUGGAUCCCAGAUGUAAAUUACAGUCACUGGGGAUGGAGAAAUGUGAACUAACUGAAAGAUGUUGUGAAGAUCUGGCCUCUGUUCUGAUGUCACAGAAGUCUAAUCUAAGAUGGGUGUAUCUAUGUGGGAACAACCUGGGGGAAUCAGGAAUGAAACUGCUGUCUAUAGCUCAAAGAAGUCACUACAACAAGGUUUGAGUACUUCAAAAGUCCGAGACAAGGGUAGUCAGGAAGAUGCCUGUAGAUCCGUUGAUGUCUGAAACACCACACGUCUGUAGAUCAUCACAAGUCUGUUGAUUAAAGAUGUGAAAAAACCCUACAGAUGUUUGUUAAACAAAACAAUUUGACUGUUAACUGAAGCUUUGUACUGCCUGCCAGGAAGGAAGACAGUUGUCCUGCCAGGUCAGUCAGACAAACAGCCACACUGCUGACUGUGGAAGAAGAGCUUGUUAUUCUUGUUAUUCAGCAAUUUUGUCUUACUACAAUUUACCACAUCAAUUAGUCAGGCUUUGCCAUACAAUAAGGAUUUGACUUUUUUUUUCUCAUUUGAGAGAAACAUUGAUUUAUCUGAGGCCUUAUAAAUUAUACAGACAGCUUGCUUUAGCCAAUUUAUACUUUCCAAGAUACAACAAGGCUCUUUUUCUAAUCACAUGAUUUACAACAUUUCAACCCAAAAAUAGAAAAUCAGAAAUAAUCACUUCCAACAAACUGCACUUUUUAAGAAACUUCUGUGAUAGAGAAAACAGACAAAUGCAUCUUGAAAUCACCAACAUACAAAAAAAAGAUGAUACCAUUUGUUUUUACCAUUCUGUUGGUGUCGAGUAAUUUAUAGUAUGUUAAUACAUAAUAGGUAGAAAUUUAACCAAUACUAUGGAAAUUCAGAAUUCACUUGUAUAAGUAAGCAAAUAAUUGCUGAGAUUAUUCUUUCAUCUUAAAGAGCAUUUUACAAUACAAAUGGGGAAGCAAACAGCAUUAUCCUUGCAACAAGCAAUGUUAAAGGAAUUAAAAUUUAGUAAAGAAGUUAAUUCCACAAGAAAUUACAUCACUUAGAUUAUGAUAUUGAUUAUGAAAGGAACAAGUAAUAGGUUU